AAGAAAUUUGCAAAAUUUUUGUUUUCACAUGUGGGAUUAUGUGGUAUGGUGGUGUUAUAUUGUGUAGCUGGAGGCUUUAUUUUCGAGCAUUUAGAGAAAAAUAACGAACAAAUGAUUUGCUAUGAAUCCAGAAGCGAAUACAAUCCCAUGGAGAACAAAACCAUCGAAAGUAUACUCAAAAUCUUCAACGAUUAUGGAUUUCCAACCGAGAACAACAGAGCUUUAAUGGAAGUACAAGUUAAAAGCGUCUUGGAAACGUUCAGGAAUAACACUCUUGCUAUUGGUUAUGAUGGGAGAGUUUGCGGAACUUAUGGCGAACCAGGUGGUCCUGUCUACGCUUGGUCAUGGGCUGGCUCUGUAAUGUUUUCAGUUACUGUGAUAUCCACGAUAGGAUUUGGACACAUCGCACCAAAAACGGUAUGGGGUCGAUUAGUCUGUAUUGCAUAUGCUGUUCUUGGAAUCCCUCUUAUGUUGUUGUGUUUGGCAAAUAUCGGCGACGUCCUAGCUGACAUAUUUAGAUUCAUUUAUGCCAAGAUCUGCUAUACCAAUGAUACCACCAAAUUAAAAUUAUCAUCACGAUCACCCAGUCCUUUGGCUAAAUCCAGUGUGAAAAUCGUUCCAUUAGAUGUAAAAACGAUGAAUCGACCUGACCCUAUGAUUCUCGACGAUGAUAGCGAUGAUGACGAUGAUGAUUUGGAUGAAAAGAAAAUCACUGUACCACUUACCAUUACUAUGAUUGUAAUUGGUGGCUACAUAUUCGGCGGUGCAGUAUUGUUUGCCUUAUGGGAAGGAUGGGAUUGGCUACAGUCUGGUUAUUUCUGUUUUAUUACUCUCAGUACCAUUGGCUUCGGUGAUGUUGUGCCCGGAACAGAUUUCGACAAUCCACAAUCACAAGCUCAACUACUACUUGGCGCCGUAUAUGUCCUGUUCGGUAUGGCUAUAUUAUCUAUGUGUUUCUCACUUAUGCAGGAUGAAAUAAUAGCGAAAUGCAGAUGGGUUGGACAAAAACUG
This is a messenger RNA of Lottia gigantea (owl limpet), 1011 nucleotides long. RefSeq lists its product as hypothetical. The annotation marks the transcript as partial. Lineage: Eukaryota; Metazoa; Mollusca; Gastropoda; Lottiidae. Gene Ontology annotation, cellular component: membrane. Gene Ontology annotation, biological process: stabilization of membrane potential; potassium ion transmembrane transport. The transcript has 3 exons. The record is from RefSeq and is a predicted model, not a curated record. Gene Ontology annotation, molecular function: potassium ion leak channel activity.